UUAGAGAUACGAUCACACGUAGCGUCUCCUUGCCCGACCAUUUUAAUUGCCUUCUUGCCUUGCCUUCGCAUCCUUGCAUCUCUCUCUCUCUCUCUCUCUCUCUCUCUCUGAAGAAGCGAGCGAUCGCGUCGCCGUUAAUGGCGGACAACCAUCCCGAUCUCUUUCUGCUGCUUCCCCACUUCGCCGGUGACCCAGAUCCCCCUCCUCCGCCGCCGCCCUUCUGGUCUUCCCCCUUCGCCUCCCUCUCCUCCUCCGCCGACCUCGACACCGCCUCCGACUACUCCGACGACGACCACGCCUCUCUCUCCCUCGACCUCUUCCGACGCCGCCCAAGAUCCCCUUCCUGCCCUCGCCCCUUCAUCCCCCCGGUGUUUUGGUCCGACAACGACCUCGAAGAGCUCGAGCGCCCUGGGUGCCUUGGCCUCGAUUCCGUGUUCGACGGGGAAGAGGACGAGAGCGAAACGGCGGAUGUUGCGGAUCGGGGAAUGAUCGUCCCGGAUUGGGCCUCCGACGACUUCUUCGUUGGGCAGAGACGCUGCCCUUCCGACUCGACCGAGUUCUCCAGGACCCGGCAUAUGGAUGAAGGUGGCCUUAGGGUUACCGGAAUCGACUCCGAUUCAGAUUCCGAUGAACAGAUCGUCGCCAUGUUCGGCGAGCAAAUGGUGGCUGAAAUGGGCAUGGACUCCGAUGAUGGCGUAGGGCAGUACGGGCUCUCUGAUGAGUUCGAUGUUCCUCUCCGUUGGGACAGCCUCCAACUGGGCGACGGCCGGAGGGACGUCAACGAGGGAUUUGAGUGGGAGGAGAUCGACGGUCAGGACGAAGAAAGAGAUUCUAUUGAUGUAAUGGUUCUUGGCCACGACGCGAGGUCGGAUGAGAGUAGAGUGUUGACGGUUACUGAGGUUGAAGAUGAAGCGGUGGUCAGAAACGUCGAUUGGCAGAUUCUCUUGGCCAUGAACGAUCUGGGAAGGAGUCCACUCGAUCCUGAUGAAGUCGGAGCCUACUUUGAGGACCAGGAUGGUCUCGCCUAUGCCUCCGAUUACGAGCCCUAUGAGGUACUAUUCGGACAACUGUUCGAGCAAAAUAGCAACUCCAAGGGCAGUCCGCCGGCGGCUAAGUCAGUGGUCGAGAACCUCCCUUCGGUGGUGCUAAGGAAAGAAGAUACCACCGAGAUCGAUGCUGUUUGUGCUGUUUGCAAGGAUGGAAUUCAGGUAGAGGAGCAAGUCAAGAGGCUGCCUUGCCUUCACCAUUACCACGAGGACUGCAUCCUCCCAUGGCUAUGUAUCAGAAACACCUGUCCCCUUUGUAGAUUUGAAUUGCCAACGGAUGAUCCUGAAUAUGAGAAGCGGAAAGCCAGGAGGGCAAAUGGUGUCAUCUCCCUUGAUGAAUCACAGCUCAGGUAUGAUUUUGAAAUGAUACCUGAAACUUCGAUCCUGUAAGGCCAAAGGUUCUGCUCUAAGAUGCACACAAGAUUGUGGUGCGCUUCUUUUCUGAUGUUGUCAUGUGGAGCUAUGGCCUUUGAUCUUAUGCUUUAUGUCGAUUUUAGGGAAUGAUAUGGUACUUAUUAUAGUUCAUCAAUUGUUCUUGUGACAAUUGGUUUUUAAAGCAGCUACCACAUAUACUAAUAACCAUCCAUUCAACUGGUGGCUUCUGUUUUA
Zingiber officinale is the source of this 1655-nucleotide messenger RNA. RefSeq names its product E3 ubiquitin ligase BIG BROTHER-related-like. The record is from RefSeq and is a predicted model, not a curated record. NCBI's taxonomy places the organism in Eukaryota, Viridiplantae, Streptophyta, Magnoliopsida, Zingiberales, Zingiberaceae. Gene Ontology annotation, molecular function: ubiquitin protein ligase activity. Bases 138 to 1436 code for a protein of 432 amino acids. Gene Ontology annotation, biological process: protein ubiquitination. Gene Ontology annotation, cellular component: cytoplasm. The transcript has a single exon.